Messenger RNA from Solea senegalensis (Senegalese sole), 497 nucleotides. Its product is annotated as gastrotropin-like. NCBI's taxonomy places the organism in Eukaryota, Metazoa, Chordata, Actinopteri, Pleuronectiformes, Soleidae. Gene Ontology annotation, molecular function: fatty acid binding. Gene Ontology annotation, biological process: fatty acid transport. The record is from RefSeq and is a predicted model, not a curated record. Gene Ontology annotation, cellular component: cytosol; nucleus. Bases 61 to 435 code for a protein of 124 amino acids. The transcript is spliced from 4 exons.
AUAAAAGUUGUCGUUGUUGAGUUUCCAGCAUCAGCCUUCGACGGCAGAACUUCCUUCAUCAUGGCUUUUACGGGAAAGUACGUGCUGGAGACCCAGGAGAACUACGAGGAGUUCUUGAAGGCGGUUGGGAUUAAAGCCCUCGAGGACCUCAACAAUCCCAACGUUGUAACAGACAUCUAUCAGAAUGACACAUUCAGACUGACUAAGUUGUUGGAGGACAAAACCUGGAACAAUCAGUUCCUCAUUGGGAGAGAGGCAGAGCUGAAAACUCUGGAUGGAGAGAAAUUCAAGACCACUGUCACUCUGGAUGGAGGAAAACUGAAGAUUCACUUCCCCAACUAUCUUUACACGGCUGAGGUGGUUGGUGACAAGCUCAUCGAGGUUAAGACAGUGGGUGCAGUAUCGAGCACGCUGAUCAGCAAGAAGAUGAAAUGAACUGCUUCACUUCAGAGGAUCUGGGAACAUGAAUGACCCAAUAAAUCAUGCUUCUCCCAGCA